CUUUACAUCGUCACAAUACUCGGCGACCACAUCACCGACCAUGGACCCCAAAGCUCUUAACCAAAGCCUAUCUGCACCAACCUUGCGGCGGACCACAGACCCAAUCCGUCCUCGACCCAUCAUGCCCUGGGGUAGAGUGAUAGUAUAUGGUCUGUCGGCCGGGUUCUUAGGAGUUGCUGCUAUGACGGUUAGCGAAAAAGUCGAACAGUUUUUUACAGGCCGCCCCAACUCCUACGUGCCAGCCAAAACUCUCGCUAGGUUGCUUGGGGUCACUCCUCAAAGCGACCAGCAGUUGUGGGGUCUCAACAUGGCAAUGCAUUAUGGCCAAGGUGCAGCUGCUGCCGUGAUCAGAGCAGUUGCAAGUUACUCUUUGGGCAUGAGAGGGCCAUUCACCGACUUUAUGUUUAUGGGUGUUAGGCUGUUGAUUGACCAGACGCUGGAAAAUUGGACAGGCGUUGGAGCUUUGCCUUGGACCUGGCCGGUAGACGAGCAAGUCGUGGAUCUGCUGCACAAGGGCGUUUUUGCAUUUGCCACAGGGUAUUUGGUGGACUGGUGGAUUCAGUAACCGUGAGUUGGAUCUCGAGAUGCAGAUGAGCCAACCAGACAGAUGAUUUAGUGAGAAAAAAAUAAAGAUCCGCAAGCUUUUCCAAA
Molecule: messenger RNA, 651 nt
Organism: Podospora bellae-mahoneyi
Lineage: Eukaryota; Fungi; Ascomycota; Sordariomycetes; Sordariales; Podosporaceae
Exons: 2
Coding region: 41-565 (174 amino acids)
Source: RefSeq, a predicted model, not a curated record